Messenger RNA from Rhinichthys klamathensis goyatoka, 861 nucleotides. RefSeq lists its product as uncharacterized. Lineage: Eukaryota; Metazoa; Chordata; Actinopteri; Cypriniformes; Leuciscidae. The transcript has 6 exons. Bases 157 to 861 code for a protein of 234 amino acids. The record is from RefSeq and is a predicted model, not a curated record.
GAGGUCACUCAUAAAACUUGUAUUGUGAGCUAUUGGUUUCCUCCUAGAGUACAAAAGUUGAGGCUUCACUUAAUGUCUGCAGUCAGACAGUCAGCAUGAAUCUUCUCUCUUAAUAAAUAAAAUAUCACAAGCUGAAACUGGACACCAAAUCAAGGCAUGGAACCUGUUAUGAUGAAACUGAGAAUCAUAAUCAUGUUGUAUGUGACUUCUUUAUUGGAAAUACAAAGCCUGAGUCAUGCACAGACAGUGAGUGAGGAAGUGCUUGGAGUAAAUAAGUGGCAUGCAAUGCUGCCACCUUACAUGGAUGAAAGUGGAAAUAACUUAAAACAAGAAGGACAGGUGAAUUGGAAAUCAUUCAAAUACUUGAUCAGCAUCAAAAUAAAUUCUUCAAGGGUAAUGGUACAGGAUCGCUUGAGGACACUUCUUCAAGGAUACUCAUUUCCAUAUAGCGUCGGCCAAAAUGUCAUCGUAACCAAUAUGAAUCUCAGUACAACUCCUCCUCUAAAACUGUUCAAAUACACAACUGACAUAAAAAUCAAUGCUUCAAGAGAAGGAGUGAUAGAACAAUUGAGGGACCUAAUGCGUGAACAGAAAUUUCCUAUGUGCAUCAAGAAAAGCAUGAAAAUCAACAGUGCAAACAUCACUACAGUGUGUCUCUCAAAUUCGAGCAAAACUGAAUGCAAGUGUGAGAAUCAAUACGCUUGGCCCUCUGAACAAUGCUCUAAACAUGGCGUUUGCGGCCACAGUCAAAAUGGUACGUGUGGAUGCAUCACUUCUCUUCCAACUGAAGGAGCGUUCUGCCGGCCACCACCUGGUAAAGAGUCUCUCUUUAUUUCAAAUCUAAGUUGGAGAUUGGUUUGA